Molecule: messenger RNA, 5385 nt
Organism: Pongo pygmaeus (Bornean orangutan)
Lineage: Eukaryota; Metazoa; Chordata; Mammalia; Primates; Hominidae
Gene: FNBP4
Product: formin binding protein 4
Exons: 17
Coding region: 1550-4480 (976 amino acids)
Molecular function (GO): protein binding
Source: RefSeq, a predicted model, not a curated record
GACGCUCGCUGCUCGCGCUCGGGCUCGCGAUGGGGAAGAAGUCCCGGGCGGUACCCGGCCGUAGGCCCAUUCUGCAGCUCUCUCCGCCGGGUCCUCGGGGCAGCACGCCGGGCCGGGACCCGGAGCCGGAACCCGACAGUGAACCGGACUCAACGGCGGCGGUCCCCAGCCAGCCCGCCCCGUCGGCGGCGACGACCACCACCGCGGUGACUGCCGCCGCGGCCUCGGACGACUCGCCUUCAGAAGGCAAGGGUGCGCGGGGGGACCUGAACUCGAGCUCAGGGCUUGCGGCCUAGGCUCCUCACGGCGCCUGGCCAGACUCGGCGAGGGAGGCGGGCGAGGUCGGCUUCCGAGGCCUGCCUGCUGCGGGCCUGCAGGCGAGGCGACCCUGGGCUCCGGGCCGCAGAAGGGCCAGGCCGAGUUCGGCGCCCUUGGCCCGGGCCAAGCCCGAGGCGCCAUCUGUGGUGCAGGGCUUGCCCCAGGAACGUUUGAAAUAUGACCGAAGUUUGGGCACCCUGAGUCUCCCAGACGCCCCGGGUCGGUUUUGGGUAACGCAGAGGUUGGAUAUGAGGAUGAGUUUCCGCGUGCGCGGCCUGUGACUGUGGACCAGGCCUCCACACGUCAUCUGCCUCCUUUCGGUUUUGUCGAAACGGGGAUAGAGACGUUUAGAAAAAGCUCUUAAUAUUCCAGCCAGUAAGCAUCCCCACACUAGCAAAACCCCACACUAGCAAAUUUCCUGGAGAAAUGGAGCUGGUAGGUUCCUAAGUAUUUGUGUGGUUCUCACUGGAGUGGUGCUUGGAUUAAAAGUGACUCCAGGGCUAGGCGCCGGAGGAGCCGCGACCGUUUCAGAUGUUCAGAGAUCACGCUGGGUGGUUAAUUGGAAAAAAUCCGCAAUAGCAGUGUUUGGUGUGUCUUGUAAAGGUCCUAUCAUAGCCUGGAGAAUACUUACUGUUUUUGUAUGUAUUUGUAAGUAUUGCAGAUGUAACUUUUUAAGAGUUUUGUUUUGUUUUUUCGAGACAAGGUCUCAAUCUGUCGCCCAGGCUGGAGUGCAGUGGCACGAUCUUGGGCUCACUGCAACCUCCACGUCCCGAAUUCAAGCGAUCCUCCCGCCUUAGCCUCCUGGGUAGCUGGGGCUACAGGACCCUGCCACCAUGCCCGGCUAAUUUUUGCGUUUUCAGUAGAGACGGAGUUUCUUCAUGUUUCCGGGGCUGGUCUCGAACUCCAGGGCUCAAGCGAUCAUUACAGGCAAGAGCCACCGCGCCCGGCCAUGCAGAUGUAUUAAUAAUUUUUAUUUACCAUGGUAAGAGUCUUCUCUUGAUGUUGAAGUUUGUAGGCAGAUGAAAGACUCCAGGACACGGUGACUCAUACCUGUAAUCCCAGCACUUUGGGAGGCCGAGGUAGGCGGAUUACUCGAGGUCAGGAGUUUGACCAGCCUGGGCGACAAGAGCGAAACUCCAUCUCAAAAAAAAAUAAUAAAGAUUCCAGCUCUGUGUGUUUAUCAUCUCCCAAUUAUUUGGGUCAAUGAAAUGUCCUUUUUUUUUUUUUUGAGAUGGAGUCUUCCUCUGUGGCCCAGGGCUGCAGUAACCUCUGCCUCCUGGGUUCAAGCGAUCCUCCUGCCUCAGCCUCCCGAGUAGCUGGGAUUACAGAUGAACAGGAAGCGGUGCAGGAGGUUCCUAGAGUUGUUCAGACUCCUCCAAAACCAGUCAUGACCACUAGACCCACAGCUGUUAAAGCAACAGGCGGUCUAUGCUUACUUGGUGCUUAUGCUGACAGUGAUGACGAUGACAAUGAUGUUUCCGAAAAACCAGCACAAUCCAAAGAGACAAAUGGAAACCAGUCAACUGAUAUUGAUAGUACAUUGGCCAACUUCCUAGCGGAGAUCGAUGCCAUAACAGCUCCUCAGCCUGCAGCUCCUGUAGGAGCUUCUGCUCCACCUCCAACUCCACCUCGACCAGAGCCAAAGGAAGCAGCAACAUCUACCCUUUCUUCUUCUACUUCAAAUGGAACAGACUCCACCCAAACAUCUGGAUGGCAAUAUGAUACUCAGUGUUCACUGGCAGGAGUCGGAAUUGAGAUGGGCGAUUGGCAGGAAGUCUGGGAUGAGAACACGGGAUGUUAUUAUUAUUGGAAUACACAAACAAAUGAAGUGACUUGGGAGUUACCCCAGUAUCUUGCCACACAGGUACAGGGAUUACAGCAUUACCAGCCCAGUUCUGUGCCAGGUGCUGAAACUAGUUUUGUGGUAAAUACAGACAUAUAUUCUAAGGAGAAAAUGAUUUCUGUUUCCAGUAGUAAAAGUGGACCAGUCAUAGCCAAGCGAGAAGUUAAAAAGGAAGUAAAUGAAGGAAUUCAGGCUCUCUCAAAUAGUGAGGAGGAGAAGAAAGGGGUGGCAGCAUCGCUGCUUGCUCCUUUAUUGCCUGAGGGAAUAAAAGAAGAAGAAGAGAGAUGGAGAAGAAAAGUAAUUUGUAAAGAAGAGCCAGUUUCAGAAGUAAAAGAAACAAGUACAACAGUAGAAGAAGCAACAACAAUAGUAAAGCCACAGGAAAUUAUGUUGGACAAUAUAGAAGACCCGUCUCAGGAGGAUCUUUGCAGUGUUGUCCAAUCUGGAGAAAGUGAGGAGGAAGAGGAACAAGAUACCCUUGAACUGGAGCUAGUUUUGGAAAGGAAAAAAGCAGAGUUGCGAGCCUUGGAGGAAGGAGAUGGUAGUGUGUCAGGGUCUAGUCCACGUUCUGAUAUCAGCCAGCCAGCAUCUCAAGAUGGAAUGCGUAGGCUUAUGUCUAAAAGAGGAAAAUGGAAGAUGUUUGUUCGAGCUACCAGUCCAGAAUCUACCAGCAGGAGUUCUAGUAAAACUGGACGAGAUACUCCAGAAAAUGGAGAAACUGCAAUUGGUGCUGAAAAUUCAGAAAAAAUAGAUGAGAAUUCAGAUAAAGAGGUGGAAGUAGAAGAAUCUCCAGAGAAAAUAAAAGUACAAACAACACCAAAAGUAGAAGAAGAACAGGAUUUGAAAUUUCAGAUUGGAGAACUGGCAAAUACCCUGACAAGUAAAUUUGAAUUUCUAGGCAUUAAUAGACAAUCCAUCUCCAACUUUCAUGUGCUGCUCUUACAGACUGAGACUCGAAUUGCAGACUGGCGGGAAGGGGCUCUUAAUGGAAACUACCUUAAACGAAAACUUCAGGAUGCAGCAGAACAACUAAAACAGUAUGAAAUAAACGCCACUCCUAAAGGCUGGUCCUGCCACUGGGACAGGGAUCAUAGACGGUAUUUCUAUGUAAACGAACAGUCGGGCGAGUCUCAGUGGGAGUUUCCAGAUGGUGAAGAGGAAGAAGAAGAAAGCCAAGCACAAGAAAGUAGAGAUGAGACUCUUGCCAAACAGACCUUGAAAGACAAAACUGGCACUGAUUCAAAUUCUACAGAAUCCUCUGAAACUUCCACAGGUUCUCUUUGUAAAGAAUCCUUUUCUGGUCAAGUUUCUUCUUCAUCACUCAUGCCACUUACUCCAUUCUGGACCCUCCUUCAGUCAAAUGUUCCUGUGCUUCAACCUCCAUUACCCUUGGAAAUGCCACCACCCCCACCUCCACCUCCAGAAUCACCUCCACCCCCUCCUCCACCACCUCCUCCUGCGGAAGAUGGUGAGAUCCAGGAGGUAGAGAUGGAGGAUGAGGGAAGUGAGGAGCCCCCUGCCCCAGGAACAGAGGAAGAUACCCCUUUGAAACCUUCAGCACAAACCACAGUUGUAACUAGCCAGAGUUCAGUUGAUUCCACCAUCUCUAGUUCUUCUUCCACUAAAGGAAUAAAGAGAAAAGCUACAGAAAUUAGUACUGCAGUGGUUCAGAGGUCAGCUACCAUUGGCAGUUCUCCAGUUCUCUAUAGCCAGUCAGCUAUAGCUACAGGUCACCAGGCAGCAGGGAUUGGAAACCAGGCAACAGGAGUUGGACAUCAGACAAUACCAGUUAGCCAUCCAGCAGCAGGAAUGGGUCAUCAGGCCAGAGGAAUGAGCCUGCAGUCAAAUUACCUUGGACUAGCGGCAGCACCUGCAAUUAUGAGUUAUGCAGAAUGUUCUGUCCCAAUUGGAGUGACUGCUCCCUCAUUGCAGCCAGUUCAGGCCCGAGGUGCUGUGCCUACCACUGCCAUUAUAGAACCACCACCACCACCUCCUCCUCCUCCUCCACCACCACCACCAGCUCCCAAAAUGCCACCACCUGAAAAGACAAAAAAAGGAAAGAAAGACAAGGCAAAGAAGAGUAAGACCAAAAUGCCAUCUUUGGUAAAAAAGUGGCAGAGUAUCCAGCGUGAGUUAGAUGAAGAGGACAAUUCUAGUUCCAGUGAAGAGGAUCGGGAAUCAACUGCACAGAAGCGAAUUGAAGAGUGGAAACAGCAGCAGCUGGUUAGUGGCAUGGCAGAGAGAAAUGCUAAUUUUGAAGCCCUUCCUGAGGAUUGGAGAGCAAGGCUAAAGAGAAGGAAAAUGGCUCCAAACACAUAGUUUUUAAGUUUUUAAAACUUUUUUUGUAUUAUUAUUUGUUUUGUGUUCAGUUCAAAGUCUUAACCAGUUUUAUUGUCAAAUAAACUAUAAAUGUUAUGGGGGAGAUCUUAUAAAUUUCCUGGGCAAGAGUGUAUGCAUACAAAGUUUUCACUUUUGUGAAAUGUAAUUUUUCUGUUUUGCAAAGGGAUGAGGAGAUUGGAAUUGCUUUGACCAUGCUGCCUUUAAUCUCAAACUGGCAAACUUAGCAUGUUAGGUAUAUUAACCUCAUCAGUCUUGAAGAACAUGUGGCUCAUGAGUAUAACACUUCUGUAGAGGACUCCCUGACAAAAGUGAAGAAUUAUCUUCUCCUCCAGAACAAGUGCAAUUCAGAAGGCAGCUCUGCAUUCUACCUUGCUUGACUGGAAUUGUCUGAAGCUUUUUCUGGCCUCUCUUCUCUAGUCGGCUACCCCUGAAGUGCUGAGGUCUAAGUGGUUUACCUCAUGCUGAUAGAUGGCCACACUCUUUAGAGUAGUUCUCAUAAGUUCUAGAACUGGUAGCUCGGUCAUUUCGUACACUAGGUGGCAUACAGGCAGCAGCAGGUGUUCAUAUCCUUGAUUUUGAGAAUUUCCCCUCAAGUAUGUGGCAGUAAAUGCAACGAGACACUCUAUGUAUUAAUGUCUCCAUUGUCUUAACCCUGUUUCAAAACAAAAUUCACCUCCUUUCUUUAUGUGAAUGUAUUCUCCAUAAAAUUCCAGUAUUUAAAACGCAGUUUACUGUUCUGUACUUCCUGUUGUAUCACAAUCAGGUAAAAGUCACUUUAAACUGAGGAAACGGCAAAUUGUGUUUUAAAGCUCUUUGUAUUUCUCCAGUUUCUGACCUUGUAAAUUUGUAUAUAUGCACUAAUAAAGCUUUUUUUAUAAUCCUGA